ACUUUCAUUUAAUAGUAAAUAAAUAACACCUUUAGGAUAAUUGUAAAAAGAUAAUGGAAGUUAUAAGUUUCAGUAUUUCAUUAUUGUUGAUAACUAUGGUAUCGUCUAAUCCUUUGAAAAAAGCACUUGCUCCUAAGUUACCUGAAGAAUCUAUGAGUGUAAUUGAAAUAAUAAAAUACUAUGGUUAUCCAAGUGAAACCCACCAAGUAAAAACUGAAGAUGGAUAUAUUUUAACACUUCAUCGUAUUCCUCAUGGUUUAUUAAAAUCAAGCAAUGGGCAAGCAGUAUUUUUGCAACACGGAAUUCUUGAUUCUUCCGCUACUUACUUAAUGAAUCCACCACAUCAAAGUCUUGGAUUUAUUUUGGCAGAUGCAGGAUACGAUGUUUGGCUUGGAAACAGCAGAGGAAAUACUUACUCAUCAGAGCAUAUCAAGUUUACAACUAAAGACAAAGAAUUUUGGGAUUUUAGUUUUGAUGAAAUGGCCAAGUAUGACCUUCCUGCAUCAAUAGAUUAUGUAUUGGAGACCAGUAAUAAAUCAGAUUUGUAUUAUGUUGGACAUUCUCAAGGUACUUCAAUUGGUUUUAUUGCGUUUGGAGAGAACAAAGAACUAGCAAAAAAAAUUAGAACUUUUAUUGCAUUAGCACCUGUGGCAACAGUUGGUUAUAUUAAAGGUGCUAUCAAGGCAGUUUCUGUUUUUGCACCAGAACUUGAGAUGUUUAUAGAUUUAUUUGGAAUUUAUGAUUUCCUUCCGUCAACACCUUUUGUACAUUAUCUUGGUGAAUAUGUUUGUGGUUUGUGGAAAGUGAAUGAGGAAGUAUGCAGUUCUUUAGCUUUUCUAAUUGCUGGAUAUGACACUACAAAUUUAAAUGAAACAAGAGUUCCAGUUUAUUUGACACACCUUCCUGCUGGAACGUCAUCUAAAGAUAUGAUUCAUUUUGCUCAGAUGGUAAAAAGUGGAAAGUUUCAAAAAUUUGACUACGGAAAAUCAGAAAACAUCAAGCGAUACAAUCAGGAAUAUGCGCCAUCAUAUAAUGUUAGUAAGGUUGAAGUUCCUGUUGCUCUAUACACAGGGUCCAAUGAUUGGUUAGCCGACCCUACCGAUGUUAAUACUAAUCUAAAACCUUUUCUCUCUAACGUAAUACUUCAUAAAAAUAUUGAUGCUUGGAAUCACCUGGAUUUUGUUUGGGGUAUAAAUGCCAAAAAUAUGAUCUAUUUAGACAUAAUCGAAGUUAUGAACAAAAUGAAAAAAAUGUAAUCAUUCUAAAUUAUCGAAAGGGGUUAAAAAUUGUAAGAACGAAAAAAAAUAGCGAGAUUCGAUUUGAAAUAUUUUUUUGGAAAUUCGUUUAAACAAUUCAGAAAAUCGUAGUUUUGUAUUUUAAAAAUUAAAGCUUAUUUAAUCUUAUAUUUCUUUCAUUUUCUCAAAACAGCGACUUUGCAAAUGGAUCUUUUUUUGCAUAUAUAAAAUAAUAUUUUCCGAAGUAUUAUUAUUUUUUUUCUUUUUUUUUUCUUUAUGUGGUUAUGUCCACUGGUUUAAGCUAAAAGAUUAUUUUUUAUCUUUUCAAUUAUAUUUCUUGAUUUUAUUAAAUUAUGUUAAAUAUUUUAACUUUAGGAAACAAUUUAUUUUUAAUUUACUGUUUAUGUAUUGGUUUUAAUGUUUAUAUGUUAUGGGUUUUAUUUAAGGAGCAAUUUUUCACAUUUAUUAUGCAGAACAUUUGUUACUCAGAAUGUGAUUAUAUUUUAAUCUCAAGUAAAAUUAAUAAAAUAUAAUGAUAUUUUUAA
Messenger RNA from Hydra vulgaris (swiftwater hydra), 1780 nucleotides. RefSeq names its product gastric triacylglycerol lipase. Gene Ontology annotation, molecular function: hydrolase activity, acting on ester bonds. The record is from RefSeq and is a predicted model, not a curated record. Lineage: Eukaryota; Metazoa; Cnidaria; Hydrozoa; Anthoathecata; Hydridae. Gene Ontology annotation, biological process: lipid metabolic process.